GAAGACAAACGGAAGUUGGCGUAACUACGGGACGACAUAAAAACGAUGCAACGGCAACCCGGUGAAAUCGAGUGGAAAAAUGUUGGAGUAGUUGUUCAAAGAACGACGACUAUCAUAUUUUGAACGAUGGCCUCGUACGAGGAGAACGAGCAAAAACGUGAACGACUGGAAGCUGUUGGCAAGAGUCACGUCGUGUUGUACAGCCAAGACGUCCAAGAGUUGAUUGGUCCUCAGGAAGAACUUACCCUUCAGUCGCAGAGGAGGAGAUCCAGUUUUGAGCAAGAGAAUCCACAGCACUUCCACAUUAAAGAGGAAGAGGACGAUCCACAUUCCCCCCACGUUAAACAGGAAGAAGGUGAUCCACAGCAUAUACACGUUAAAGAAGAGGACGAGGAGGCUGACGUCAGCAAGUUUCCACUGACUGUUGUUUGCGUAAAGAGUGAAGAGGACGCAGAUGAACCACUUGAGUGGUCACAGCUUCAUCAUCGCAGUCCAAGUGGAGACCCCUCUGGCGGAGCACUACCAGACAACCUCUUAGCUCCACUAUCAGACGGUGCAAACGCACAAGAACCUUCAAAGAGCGACGCAGACUGUGAAAAUUACAACAAACAGUCAAAAUGCUCUAAAAAGGAGGCACCUCUUGGCAACAAGGAAACUUCACAAAUGCAUACAAAGAAAAUUACCCACUCAGUUUGUUUUCAAGGUUCUGAUAAAAAAACAAAUACUAAUAGACACACGAAAACACACACAGGGGAAAAACCCUUUAGUUGCCCAUUUUGUGGUAAAAAGUUCUCUCGAAAGGAACAUGUGGAAUCACACAUAAGAAUACACACAGGUGAAAAACCUUUCAGUUGCUCAACUUGUGGUAAAGCAUUCCCUCAUAAGGAAACUAUGAUAGCACACAUGAGAUCGCACACUGGAGAAAACCCCUUUUGUUGCUCAAUUUGUGGUAAAACAUAUUCUCGAAAGACCCAUGUUGACUCACACAUGAGAACACACACAGGCGAAAAACCCUUCUCUUGUUCAAUUUGUGGGAAAAUGUUCUCUCAAAAGCCGAACAUGGUCAAACACAUGAGAAUACACACAGGAGAAAAAACAUUUAGUUGCUUAUUUUGCGAUAAAACAUUCCUUCAUAAGUCACAUGUGGAAUCUCACAUGAAAAUACACACAGGAGAAAAACCCUUUAGUUGCUCGGUUUGCGGCACAACAUUCGCUCAAAAGCAAAAUCUGGUAUCACACAUGAGGACACACACAGGAGAAAAACCUUUUAGUUGUUCAGUUUGUGGAGGAAACUAUGCUCAGAAGAAGACUUUAACCGCACACAUGCGGAAACACAACAAAGAGAGAAUAAAUGUUUGACAGUAAUGCCCUGCAAUACUGCAGCAUCAGAAGAAGACCAUGUACUGGUUUUAUUGUGUUUUAUGUACUCUGUUUUGAUGUAUAGUCAAUAAAGAUCAU
Phycodurus eques (leafy seadragon) is the source of this 1458-nucleotide messenger RNA. Its product is annotated as gastrula zinc finger protein XlCGF57.1-like. The record is from RefSeq and is a predicted model, not a curated record. The coding region runs from base 127 to 1359 and encodes 410 amino acids. NCBI's taxonomy places the organism in Eukaryota, Metazoa, Chordata, Actinopteri, Syngnathiformes, Syngnathidae. The transcript has 2 exons.